UUGCUUUUUUGUCUUUGUCUUUGUUUUUGUUUUUGUUGCUUUCUCGUUCAGUAUCACUCCAACCCCCUUCCACACACCGCGACCACCUCUUCCCUUUCCCUCCCUCCCUUUCGAUUUCGUAGCACCCACAAUGGCGAUCGUCGGCCUGGGAACGUCCAAGCUGGCUGCCGGCAAGUCCAAGUCGACUGGGCAGUUCCUCAUUUCUCGUGGCGUCCAGCUCUUCUACGCCUUUGGCUGGCUCUUUGCCUUCACGGUGCCCUUCCGCUGGGAGCUCCUCGCGCUCGCCGUCGCGUCCUACUACCUCCGCAUGUUCUUUGUCACUGCAGGAUACCACCGCUACUUUUCACACAUGACCUUCCAGACCUCGCGCGCAUUCCAGUUCUUCUUGGCGUUUAUGGCAGAGACGUCUGUGCAGCAGGGCGUUUGCUGGUGGGCGGCUCACCACCGCCAGCACCACCGCCAGUGUGACACUGAGAAGGACCCGCAUUCGCCGUCCCGCCUCGGCUUCUGGAAGUCGCACAUGCUCUGGGUUGAGGACGCCGACAACUACGAGACCCACUGGGAGCUUGUCCCAGACCUUGUCAAGUUCCCCGAGAUUGUGGCCGUGUCGGAGAGCUUCCUGAUCCCUCCCACGCUGUACGGCGCUGCCAUCUACUUGCUCGGCGGCUACGACGUGUUUAUCUGGGCCUUUGUCGUCUCCACCUGGGCUGUCUCCCACGGCACCUUCCUUGUCAACUCGGCCAACCACAUCUGGGGGCGCGAGCGCUUCAUUUGCCAGUACCAGCCCGGUUGCACGGCCAAGAACAACUGGUGGGUCACUGUCUUCACCCUCGGCGAGGGCUGGCACAACAACCACCACGCCAACAUGAAGGUCUGUCGCCAGGGCAUCUACUGGUACGAGAUUGACAUCACCUACUAUGUUCUCCGGGUGCUGCAGGCUCUGGGCAUUGUCUGGAACAUUCGCGAGCCCAACUAUGAGGGUGUCGACCGCCGAAAGGCCGAGUUCCUCGAGUACAAGGCCAAGCUGGCUGGCGCCAAUGUUGCCCACGCCGCUGGCUUGGACUCGACCCUGCUGUCCAAGCACUCGCACGACAACGAGGACAUUGACGCGCCCGUCGUCGCCGACGGCCCUGCUUCCGCGGCUGCUGCUGCCGCCGCCGCCGCCGCUGUCGAUGAAGACACGACAACCGAGCGUCGCUAUCCCCAGCGAAGUCGUACUCCCUCGCGCUCCACCCGUUAAAAGAGAGAAGAAAAAACAAAAACAGAAUUCCCGAGUUUUCAUGAGCAGGUUGAUUCUUAAAUAUCGGUUUGUGUUAAUUUCAUCCUAUCAGCGUGCGUCCUGUGUGGCAUCACUUGGCUGCAGUGCUUUGCUAGUGAUACUGGCGGGGUGUGUGUUUCUUGAGGUGUUUCGUUGUGUCGUUUGAGUCGUCCUGGCGAUUUCUUUUGUUUGAUUCAAAUUACAAGCUUAAACUGCUGGUUUGGUUUGUUCAAAAGUUGUAGUUUUCUUUCGAGUACAC
Capsaspora owczarzaki ATCC 30864 is the source of this 1517-nucleotide messenger RNA. Its product is annotated as fatty-acid desaturase. The record is from RefSeq and is a predicted model, not a curated record. Gene Ontology annotation, biological process: lipid metabolic process. Lineage: Eukaryota; Filasterea; Ministeriida; Capsasporidae. Bases 131 to 1240 code for a protein of 369 amino acids. Gene Ontology annotation, molecular function: oxidoreductase activity, acting on paired donors, with oxidation of a pair of donors resulting in the reduction of molecular oxygen to two molecules of water. The transcript is spliced from 2 exons.